Messenger RNA from Aspergillus candidus, 1728 nucleotides. Its product is annotated as putative PP-loop ATPase superfamily protein. Lineage: Eukaryota; Fungi; Ascomycota; Eurotiomycetes; Eurotiales; Aspergillaceae. The record is from RefSeq and is a predicted model, not a curated record. Gene Ontology annotation, cellular component: mitochondrion; cytosolic tRNA wobble base thiouridylase complex. The transcript has 3 exons. Bases 1 to 1728 code for a protein of 575 amino acids. Gene Ontology annotation, biological process: tRNA wobble position uridine thiolation. Gene Ontology annotation, molecular function: tRNA binding.
AUGCGUGGUCUCACUUUCCUGGUCACCCUGGUGGCCCUCCUCACCGGUUUCUACCGCUACUUUGACUCCCGUCUGGAUCAAUUCUACGUCUUCGACCCCUCGAACCUGCACGAGCUGUCCCAGCGCGCCAUCGCCGCCCACGGGAACGACACGCGCGCCGUCGUCGAUUUCAUCGUCACCGAGCUGGACGAGAAGGUCCCCGGCUCGAACCUCAACCGCGACGAGGAAUGGGUCUUUAACAACGCCGGCGGUGCCAUGGGCGCUAUGUACAUUAUCCACGCCAGCAUCACCGAAUACCUCAUCGUCUUCGGCACAUCCAUCGGCACAGAAGGCCACACCGGCCGCCACACCGCCGACGACUACUUCAACAUCCUGCAAGGCACCCAGCUGGCCUUCGUCCCGGGCUCCUACGAAGCAGAGGUCUACCCCCAGGGCAGCGUGCACCACCUCCAGCGCGGCCAGGUCAAGCAGUAUAAGAUGGACGAGUCGUGCUUCGCGCUCGAGUACGCCCGUGGCUGGAUCCCCCCCAUGCUGUUCUUCGGUUACGCCGAUACUUUCUCCAGCACGCUGGAUUUCCCGACGUUGUGGGCCACCACGCGCAUUACGGCGCAAGUGCACGAGACGAUCACCACGACGCAACUCUUCCAGCGCGGCGAGCGCAUCGCCAUCGGCGCCAGCGGCGGCAAAGACAGCACCGUCCUCGCCGCGGUGCUGAAAACCCUCAACGAGCGGUACGACUACGGGCUAUCGCUCUGCCUGCUGUCCAUCGACGAGGGCAUCCGCGGGUACCGCGACGACAGCCUGGAGACGGUCAAGCGCAAUGCGCAACAGUACGCCAUGCCGCUUGAGAUCGUCGGCUACGGGGAACUAUACGGGUGGACGAUGGACCAGGUGGUGGCGCAGGUGGGCAAGAAGGGCAACUGUACCUACUGCGGGGUGUUCCGGCGGCAGGCGCUCGACCGCGGCGCGGCGCGUCUGGGCAUCAGCCAUGUGGUGACGGGGCAUAAUGCGGACGACGUGGCGGAGACGGUGAUGAUGAAUUUGUUGCGGGGGGAUCUGCCGCGGUUGUCGCGCGGGACGAGCAUCGUGACGGAUUCGGCGGCGAGUGAGGUGAAGCGGUCGAAGCCGUUGAAGUACGCUUAUGAGAAGGAGAUUGUGCUGUAUGCGCAUCAUCGGCGGUUGGAUUAUUUUAGUACGGAGUGUAUUUAUUCGCCGGAGGCGUUUCGGGGCAGUGCGCGGUCGCUGAUCAAGGAUUUGGAGAAGAUUCGGCCGAGCUCGAUUCUGGAUAUUGUUCGCAGUGGGGAGGAUCUUGCGGGGUUAGUCCCUGCUGAAGUGAAGGGGACGGGGCCGGUGGGUGGGGGAGGAGGCGGAGGUGGUUGUGGGAGUCAGAAUGGGAGGACGAGUGGGGGGGAGAUGGCGGAGAUGGAGAGGCGGUUGGCCGGGGAUGAGGCUGCUGCUGCUGCUGGGCAGGAGACGGAGAUCCGCCUGCCUGUGAGGACGCCGGGGAGGAAGAAUAAGCAGGCGAAGGAUCAGCCCAAGGUGAAGACGCAGACGAUGGGCAAGUGUGAGCGCUGCGGGUACAUCUCUAGUCAGAAGGUGUGCAAGGCGUGCAGUUUACUGGAGGGGUUGAAUAAGAACCGGCCGCGCAUGGCGAUCGACGUUGAUAUGGAGGAUGAGGAGAGCAGUACGACGUUGAUGCGACAGAUGGAGAGGGUGGAGUUGGGUUGA